CCGCUCACCAACCGCGGACCUAACGCAACGCCCUCCGAUCCUCGCCUCAGAAAACUCCGAGAGCUGGUCAUCCACCGCCACCUACAAUUCAAGCACAGGACAGGACGGAAUCAAGCGCGGCACGGCACCGAUGUGUAGCAGGGCCGCAGGGAUGAAUAAGUAAGGAGAUGACGAGCGCCGGCGGUGGCAAAGCAAGCGGCCGCCUUUACGUCGCCACCCACCUCCAGCUCAAGGACCCCGGGGGCGGAGCUGGCCGGCAGCCAGCACUGGAGUGAGAAGGAGGGGCGCGGGGUGGGUGGCGGAUGGGGAUGAGGAUGGACGGACGCAACGGCCCGGCCGGCGCUGUAUUGGAAGCAAGUGCCCGAUCGGCGUGAAUAAAAGUAGAUGGGGGCGGGGGCGGCCCGGAGGUGGGUGGAGGCGUUAAUGGGCAUGGAUGGCGCCAACCAUGCAGUGCCCGCCAUUAAUGAGCAAGCGAGCGAGGGCCGGGAGUGCCGUAGUGGAGUGGGGGAGGAGGAUGAGAGGGCCGGGACAAGACAAGACAAGCAUCUGCUUCAGUGCUUCGCUCGCAGCUUCCCGAACUGGUUAUUGACGAAGAUGGAUUUUUGAGUGAUGAAGCGAACUGCUGCGAUCGACACCGAUGCGCCAGCGACGACGACAGAGAUGGGGGAUGAGUACUCGAUGGGGAGGGAUAUGGGGGAUGCUAUCACGAAACAGGCAACAGAUCGAGUUGAUCGCUGUCUUCGUUGACACUGGCACAUACGUGCACAUGCAGGACUGGGACAGGCGAGCAACAUCCGCAAGUAUCGCUGUCCACGAUUUUCCGCGAGCCUGUAUGGUCGCAACUCGAACGGCCUACUGUUAUGCUCAGAGAUCAGAAGUGGAAGAAGAAUCAGAGAUUAGAGAAGAACAGUGAACAGGAGGCAGAAGGCGACGGAUGUUAUUGCGUAUGAGUUUGUUUAAGUUUUGCAUGCCUCUUCAGAAACCACAGACUAGGUAUUAUACCGUCACAUGGGCUGGCCCUGAAUUACAAGAGACUAGGAUUACACAGCCCAUUCUGGGCUCAUCACACAAACGUUGGUGCGUCGAGUGCGUUUGCCGCCGAGUGCUGCCUGUUCCACUUCCGUCUCUUCCACAGCCUCCUCCUCCACAGAGGUGCUGACAGUCCCCUCUCCUUUGGAAGCGGCUUGUCCCCAAGCCGGCGCGUUCGGAAACGCAGCUUUCAGGGCCUCAGCGUCCUCCCAUAUCGCUAAGGCGGGAUCCCAACCUGACCACACCACUUUGAUUUGUGGAAUCAGAGCUCCUCCUCGCUGAAUAAUGCGGUGAGCCAGAACCUGGACAGGCACUUGAAAACUAGGAUUAGCAUCAGGUAACUGAGGAACCACUGAAUGCUGACGGCCGAUUGAAGCUUUUAGUUGGGAAACAUGAAAUAUUGGAUGUAUAGAAGAGGUCUCCGGUAACUGAAGCUUGUACGCCACGGUGCCCACCCGUUGCAGCACUGUGUAAGGGCCGAAGAAUCGAAAUGCGAGCUUUUGAUUCGAGCGAACUGCCACAGAUGAUUGAAUAUAGGGUUGAAGUUUGAGGUAAACUAGGGUUGAAGUUUGAGGUAAACCUGAUCGCCCACCUGGAAUGAUCGCUCCGAACGUUUCUUGUCAGCCUGUUUUUUCAUGCGGGACUGAGCUCGAGUCAAAUGCUGGUGAAUCAACUUGGAUAUGAUUUCUCUGUCCGUCAACCACUGUCUGAGGUCCUCCACUGCGACGGACGAGACUGAAUCAAUACCAAAAUGGCGAGCUGCAUGACCAUAUAGAACCUCAAAGGGUGAACGCCCAAUUGCCGAAUGGUAGUUGGUGUUAUACCAAAAUUCCGCGACUGACAGCCAGUGACAGCAUUUCUUGGGACAAGCAUGGACAAAACACCUGAGAUAAGUUUCAAUACAUUGGUUUACUCGCUCAGUUUGACCAUCAGACUGGGGAUGGUAAGCCGAGCUCAUGCAAAGCUGUGUUCUAGUCAAUGUAAACAGCUGCUGCCAGAAUUGACUUGUGAAGAUUCGAUCUCGAUCCGACACAAUACUUGCUGGCAUACCGUGAAGCUUAUAAAUAUUGUCCAAGAAAACCUUGGCCACCCCCGCGGCUGUGAAUGGAUGAGCAAGGGCCAGAAAAUGACUAUAUUUUGAGAAACGGUCGACCACCACUAGAAUGCAGUUCCAGGAUCCCGAUUUCGGUAGGCCUUCUAUGAAAUCCAUAGAAAUUGAAUGCCAGGCGUGCGGUGGAAUGGGUAGAGGAGCAAGCAGACCUGGGUAUUUAGCACGAUCCGGCUUCGCUUGCUGGCAUAUGGGACAUGACUGCACAAACUGGUGAACUGUCUUCUUCAUGCCCUUCCAUGAAAAUAAUUGCUUCACUCGUCGAUAAGUGACAGGCACACCCGAGUGACCCCCCAAAGCUGAGUCGUGGAAGGCGGCGAUGACCUUUUGUUGUAACACCUCAUUCUUGCCUAACCAUAGACGUCCCUUAUGUCGAAUCAAGCCAUCUUUAAGAGUGUAUGUUGCAGCUAGUGCCGACGGAUCAAGGGCCAACUGCGAUAACAAACUCUGUGCCUGCUGGUCAUGUUGAUAACCCUCCACGAUUUCCUGAACCCAAGUUGGCGUACAGUGAGAAAUAUGCAGCAAUUGGUCCGGCUGAUGUGAGUACCUGGACAGUGCGUCUGCGGCAGCGUUGUCACACCCUUUUUUGUAAACAAUCUUGUAUUGAAGGCCGGCCAGCUUGGUGUAUACCUUUUGUUGCCAAACAGUGUGGAGACGUUGUUCGUUUAACUGAGCCAAGCUUUGGUGAUCCGUAUAAAUAUGGAAUUCUGCCAACUGAAGGUAUGAGCGCCACUGUGCUAUAGCAAUCACAAUUGCAAGAUAUUCCUUCUCGUAUGUCGACAAGCCUUGGUUUUUGGGACCCAGAGCCUUGCUCAAGAACGCCAACGGGUGCCCCUUUUGCAUCAGGACCGCACCUACGCCUGUACUGCAGGCAUCUGUAUAAAUGCAGAAUGGUUGGUUGAAGUCUGGAAGAGCCAGCACUGGAGCAGAUAUUAAAGCCUGCAUGAGGGUCUCAAAUGCUGACUGAUGAUCUGAUGUCCAAACGAACAGGGAAUUUUUCUUGAGUAAGUCCGUCAGAGGUUUGGCGAUGAUGCUGAAAUGUCGUACGAAUUUACGGUAAAAACCAGCCAAACCGAGAAAACUGCGUAGCUCCUUAGUAUUUGUUGGGGCUGACCACUGCUGAAUAAUUUGCAACUUAGCUGGGUCAGUCGCCACACCGUGAGCACUGAUUAUAUGACCGAGAUAAGCAAUAGUGGUCUGGGCAAAAGCACAUUUGGACAACUUGAUCUUCCAGUGAUCUUGCUUCAACAAAGUGAGGACCUCGGAUAAAUGUUGCAAGUGGGACUCAAAUGUAGGACUGUAAAUAAGUAUGUCAUCGAAGAACACGAGGGCACAACGACGCAAUACUGGUGCCAGUGUAUCAUUCAUGGCACCCAGAAAAGUGUUGGGAGCUCCAGUCAAGCCAAAAGCCAUUACUCGAAACUCGAAAUGACCCAAAUGUGUUUGGAAGGCCGUCUUUGGUUCUUCUCCUGGUACUAGACAGAUUUGAUGGUAACCCGCUUUCAGAUCAAGCUUGCUAAACCAUUGUGCAGAGGACAGUUCAUCCAUCAGCUGAUCAAAGAUUGGAACAGGAUACGAGCUCUUCACUGUUAUAGCGUUGAGAUAGCGGUAAUCAAUACAGAAGCGCCACGUUUGAUCUUUCUUCUUGACCAGCAAUACUGGCGAUGCAAACAGACUGUGGCUCUUUUGGAUGACUCCCUGCGACAGCAUGUCACGUACUUGUGUCUCUAUUUCAUCCUUGAGAGCCGGUGGAUAACGAUAGGGCUUGACAUUGAAAGGGUGAGCACCAGGGACCAAUGGAAUAGCAUGGUCACACUGUCGGCUGGGAGGUAAACCCACAGGAUCAGCAAACACAUCUGAAAAUUGUUGAAGAACCGCUUGAACCUUGGGAUGUACCUCCAACUGAGACUCUUCUUGAACUGAAUUGAGCUGUAUCUCAGCUGAUAGCAGCAACUGCACCACAGAACCAGAAGGAAAAGAUGACUGAAGUCCUUGUAAGCACACUGACGAUCCAUUGUAUGGAAUUACCAACCACUUGUUUGCCCAAUCGACAUGCAUAGGACUAAACCGUUGCAACCAGUCCAUGCCCACCACUAAAUCCAAAGCUGGUAACGGCAAAAAACGAAGAUCAGCUGUAAACCAAUAACCAGCCAUAGACCACUGUGCUGCAGGAAUAUAAUAUUGAGAAGAAAGAGUCUGCCCGUUGGCCACCUGAACUGAGAACGGCUGAGCAAGUUCCUGGACACCAGCUAGCAGUGGUCGAAGACGAUCAAAGAGGAACGAGUGUGACGAUCCCGAAUCAAUAAGAAUAACCAGGUCCUGUUGCUGAAUCGUUCCAGAUAAUCUCAUCGUCACCAAUCUGUUACUGCCCUCCCAGGCUGCUGAAGAUAGUGAUAACGCCAUAACCACUUGUUCAGACUGCUCACAGGUUCUGUAUUCUCCUGGUCAUCCAAAGUAAGAAGAUCCCAUACCUCUUCAAUAGCAUGGAGCUGAACUGUGGUUGCACAUUUGUGACCUGGAGUCCACUUUUCUGCGCAUCGGUCACAUAACCCACGGGCACGGCGAUAGCUCUUCAGAGUCGCUACUCUGUCCAUUGGCGAAGUGUGACGGGUUGAGUCAACAAUAAGCUUCUCCGUUGGUUGCCCCUGGUUACCAACACGCUCCACCUUGGUGAUCUCAGACGCCGUCGCCUGCGGCCAAGCCUUCCGGUGGAUGAAAGGCUCAGCACGCCGGCGUCGUGUGGGCUCCAACGCUUCUUCCUGCACGAGAGCAAGCGCACAAGCAGCAUCGAGGCUUUGGGGACGUUGUACCAUGACAACUGACUUGAUAUCAUACUUAAGACCAUCAACAAAUCGCAUAGUAUAAUACAAAGGAUCUGUUCUAGACUCAUAAGCACCCAAUUCAUCUACCAGCGACGCAAACUGUUCGACGUAAUCUGACACAGAUCCAGACUGACUAAUAUGAAAUAACUGUCUGAUCAGUGUCUCAUGCUGCUCGCGACCAAAUCGGUCAUGAAUCAAACUACAAAAUCCCUCCCAAGAGAACUGACGCAAACGUCGCUCAACCGAUUGUAACCAGCGUUCAGCACGACCAACAAAAUGCAUAGAUGAAACCUUAACCCACAUAUAGUAUUCAGUGUCAUACAUCUCAAAGUAAUUUUCACACUUCUUCCAUAAUUGUGGUUUCGAGCCAUCAAAUUGUGGGAAAUUGACUUUCGGCAGUCUACCCAGCCCAGACUCACGCAUAAACUCAGAAGGAUAUUGGUGUUCAGGCAUAAAACCAGUAAUGCGCGAUGGAUGGGCAUUGUACGUACCCUUGACCAGGCCGUGAGGUUGGGUCGCAGGGAACCCAAACUCACCCUCCCGGUUUGGUGGUUCGAAGCGGUGGCCACGGGCCCCAUCAGCGUGAGGAAAUCCGGCUGGAGGACGCACGGAUGCCGACGCGUGUGGACCAAAGAGUCCCGGCUUGUCGAAGGCUGGCUGGCGACGUUCCCGUUCAAGGAAUUUGUUGACACGGGUAACUUCCAACUCCAGAUCGUCGACCCGCUUCUCCAGAUCGGGACGCCACAUAUCAGCCUCGGUCUUCAUGAGUUCGAGGGCGAUCAGGCGUUCUUCACCGCGCAACGCCGCAACAUCCACUUGUUGGUGGAUGGCAUCGCAGCGCUGGGUGAAGGCACGCGUAUCUCCUCACAGUGUUCCUCCACGCGGCGCUCGACGCCGGCGCAGCGCCCGCUGAUUUGCUCAGAUAGACGCGCCUCCAUGAGACGCAUUUCCUCAAGCAACUUGUGGGUGAUAGUCUCCGAUUGCUCCAUCGCAGACGAUCGCGCCCGCCGCGGCACCUCCGGCAGCAGAUCCAGGAUGACAAGUCUUUGAUACCAAAUGUUAUGCUCAGAGAUCAGAAGUGGAAGAAGAAUCAGAGAUUAGAGAAGAACAGUGAACAGGAGGCAGAAGGCGGCGGAUGUUAUUGCGUAUGAGUUUGUUCAAGUUUUGCAUGCCUCUCCAGAAACCACAUACUAGGUAUUAUACCCUCACAUGGGCUGGCCAUGAAUUACAAGAGAUUAGGAUUACACAGCCCAUUCUGGACCCAUCACACGAACGUUGGUGCGUCGAGUGCGUUUGCCGCCGAGUGCUGCCUGUUCCACUUCCGUCUCUUCCACAGCCUCCUUCUCCUCCACAGAGGUGCUGACACCUAUCUGGGUCGUUCGUACGCAGCGCCGUUGGGGGCCGGGCGGGAGUCCGCCGCCGCGCGUUCGGGGGCAUUACCGCAAGCUCUCGUUCGGAGCUGCAGGAGGUGGGUGGUGACGGCCAGAGCUGGAGGUGUCCGGGUGGUCGAUCGAGGCCGUAGAGGCCGGGGGAUUUUCAUGAUAAGAAUCUACUGACGACGUAUACAUAAUAAUAGCAGAUACAGAUCUCUACUCCUAUUAAGAACGUAAGGAGGGCGUCCACAGCC
This is a messenger RNA of Zea mays, 6586 nucleotides long. RefSeq lists its product as uncharacterized. NCBI's taxonomy places the organism in Eukaryota, Viridiplantae, Streptophyta, Magnoliopsida, Poales, Poaceae. The transcript has a single exon. The coding region runs from base 5434 to 6009 and encodes 191 amino acids. The record is from RefSeq and is a predicted model, not a curated record.